Messenger RNA from Dothidotthia symphoricarpi CBS 119687, 2593 nucleotides. RefSeq names its product kinase-like protein. Bases 8 to 2422 code for a protein of 804 amino acids. The transcript has 3 exons. Gene Ontology annotation, cellular component: nucleus; cytoplasm. The record is from RefSeq and is a predicted model, not a curated record. NCBI's taxonomy places the organism in Eukaryota, Fungi, Ascomycota, Dothideomycetes, Pleosporales, Dothidotthiaceae. Gene Ontology annotation, molecular function: protein serine/threonine kinase activity; protein binding; ATP binding. Gene Ontology annotation, biological process: protein phosphorylation; meiotic recombination checkpoint signaling.
AACGAAGAUGGCAGGUGAGCGAGUGGCAUGGUUUGAGGUCCGUGCCGCCGGGCAGGACUCGUAUGAAAUACCUGAUACCAUUGAUAUACGCGGGAAUGAGCAGUUCCACCUCGGGAGGGAUCCAGAGCUUUGCUACCGCUAUUACUGGUCUGACAUUACUAUCUCCAGACGGCAUCUCCGUGUUCAUUGUAUCUUGUACGAGCAAGAUCCUAUCGCUGAUAUUGCACCCUUCGUCUAUGCAACUGAUUUGUCGGUCAAUGGUACUCACUUGAAGAAGCAUGAUUCCGAUCAUAUCGGCUCACCAGGAAUGGGUAUUCUCAUGGGCCGCAACAGCACCUUCCUUCUCGAUCAUGGAGAUGAACUUCGCCUGUCAGAAUCAGUGACGCUCGUUUAUUAUUCGGAUAACCCUGUUCAGGUAACUCGACUGACCCGUAUUCAAGAGCAAGAGAAGAGCCUCUUUGCCUCUCGUUAUCUCAUCACUGGCCGUUUACUUGGAGAAGGUGGUUAUGGAAAGGUAUUAAUCGGAGUGCAACAAGAGACCCAACGGCAACUUGCUUGCAAGAUGGUACGACUCGAUCAUCUUUUCAGUCGCCUGUCUGGUGCGAGCUUGCGACAGCCCAGUGGUGAGAGAGGACGGGAAGCAAGUGACACCUGGAAGCGUUGGCCAACCAGGAUUGCCAACAACUUCCGCGAGUUUGACAUCCUCAAGGAUAUCAGCCAUCCAAACAUAGCGACGGUCCAAAAGGUCUUCUGGAGUCAGCAUACGAUUUAUAUGUUCCAAGAACUUGUCACUGGUGGUGAUCUCUUCUCCUUCAUCGAAUACAAAGGUGGUCGAAUCAACAGCGUCUGUGCCUCAGUCAUCAUUCGGCAGAUACUUAUCGGUGUCGAGUAUCUACACGCCCAGGAUAUCGUGCACAGAGACCUCAAGCCUGACAACAUAUUGAUGACCUCUCUCGACGAUGGUGCGCGGGUUGUGAUCACCGAUUUUGGCAGCGCGAGGUUUCUGCCCAAUGCAAAGAAAUCGCGCGACGUCCAAGCAACCAAGUUGCAGCGGAUGUUCUCAGUGGCCGGUACCCUGGAAUUUGCGGCGCCAGAGAUUCACCGAGCGAACCCAACUAUCCCAGCCGAGCAAGGGUAUUCCAAAGGUGUUGACAUGUGGUCCGUGGGUACUAUCACGGCAGCCAUACUCUCUGGCGAAAACAUCUUCAGCAGCAAUGCUCGUGCUGAAUACAGGUCAGUUUCUCGUAACGCCAUCAUGGAUCACGCUGCACGGUGCGAUCUCAGUGUUCUGGAUAGUGAGUAUCAUCCCACAUGGAGUUCGAUCAAGAACGACCCAAAAGACUUCAUCAAACGUUUGCUGGUUCUUGAAGAGGAGCAGCGCAUGACCGCAUCACAGGCCCUGGCUCAUCCCUGGUUCUGUCGUGCAGUCUAUGCCGCAGAUUUUGAGGCUUUAUAUGAGCGUUGUAUCAAAGACUGGCACCCACGCCACAAGGACCAUCAGCUUGUUGAAGCCAUCUCGACAACCGGUAUUCCUGAUCACAAGUUGCAACAGGAAUCGGUGUCUCGAUUCUUUUCUCAAUCUCAGCCAGAUCCCACACAUGACAUUCUUCGGAGUCUAUCGUCUUCUCAAUGCUGGCGUGCAAACACACCCCUGCCAUCCAUCAGGAAAGACUAUGAGGACACUCAAUUCGCAAGCCAAGUGAUCCCUUCAUCGUACGAGACCAGCCACGACGAGGUUUACGACGAGAACCAACAACAGUACGAUCUAGUCAAUCAAGAUUCAUACGAGCAACAGACAUACAACGCGAGUGGCGCGGUUCCAUGCGAGCAGCAACUUUACAAUUCAUUCCUCACUGAUCACGAACAGCUUCCUGACUCCAGCGGGCAGCAGAUUCCAGUGGAGUGUCCCACAACCCAGCUCUCAUUUAACACCACCGAAGCGCCCGAUAAGUAUUCCAUUACACAAGCUUCUGAGCACGACGAAUCCUACCGGUCGGGCGAAAGCUUGAACAGGGCGAUGAAUGAGACCUUCACGCAAGGCGACUACUAUGUGCACCUACCCCCACCACCAGAAUCUCAAGCAUCGCAAUUUCCGGCUCAGGUGCCAGAGUUUUCUUACGGGGUCAAAGAGGGGCGUGAAGAAUGUGAUGUCGACCAGGGCCAACUGACAGACGAGAGCUAUCAACAAACCCAGUUCGCAGAGGAGUUUCGACGGGCACGCACUCCUGUUGUGGAACAAGAUUCUAUCCUGGUCUGUGAGACACCGAUUCGUAACAGCAAGAAACAGGCCCGGUCCCUACAGGAUGAGAAUCUUGGCUAUGACCAGUGGUUCGACCAAGAGUCUGAAGUCAGACAGGCUGAUGUAGAGUCUGGUGUGCAGGAGUGUGGAAAGCGGAGGAGGCUUACCCAUUACCAUCGUUGAUCUACGACUAAUUCGCAGCGCUAAUCAUGUUGUUCAAAUAUCCCGUGGUGCAUAUGUUAGAUAUAUGAGGAUCUCAUGUGAAGCUGAGUGCCCUGGAGUGCCUCUAUGUUAGCAUUAUGUAGCUACAUACUACCCAAAUAUAUCCAGGCGAACCAAACAAACGCGUACCAC